Molecule: messenger RNA, 8881 nt
Organism: Oncorhynchus masou masou (cherry salmon)
Lineage: Eukaryota; Metazoa; Chordata; Actinopteri; Salmoniformes; Salmonidae
Product: polycystin-1-like protein 1
Biological process (GO): kidney development; calcium ion transport
Cellular component (GO): plasma membrane
Molecular function (GO): protein binding; monoatomic cation channel activity
Source: RefSeq, a predicted model, not a curated record
ACUAACGUCUCAUACACCUGGAGUAUGGGAGACCAGACCACCUAUGUCAAUGCAGGUGCUGUAGUGUCCCACGUGUUCCUGUCUCUGGGUGCGUUUGAGGUGUGUGUGUUGGCUGAGAACAAAGUGGGGAGUGUGAGCCACUGUGUCCCCAUCUCUGUGCUGCACCGGAUGCAAUCUGUGAGUAUCCACACAGAGAAACAGGCGUAUGCCACAAACACUGAUAUAACAUUCCGGGCCCGGACAGAAGAACCGGACCCUGUGGAAUUCCUCUGGCACUUUGGAGAUUCCCGACCUCUUCGGACCACGUCGCGCUCCUUAAAAAAGACAUACCACACACCUGACAGGUACAGUGUGGUGGUGGUAGCCUCCAACGGGCUGAGCUCCUUCACCUCCGAGGUGCAUCCUGUCCUGGUCCAGAGAGCUGUGCGUCCUAACAGAUUGCUCCUCCAGCCGUCUGUGGUUCUGAACCACACCGCCAGCUUCACCUGUAGGGUCAACUCUGGAACCAACCUUUCCUACUCCUGGAGCUUUGGAGACGGAACCUCCAGGACGGGAGGGAACACAGAACAGCAUGUGUUCCACAGGACAGGAGAGUUCACGGUUGAGGUGACCGUGUCUAACCUGGUCAGCUCUGCCUCCCUGACCGCACAGAUGUUUGUGGUCGACCGCCCCUGUAAUCCUCCAGCUGUUAAAAACAUGGGACCGCUCAAGAUACAGGCACGGAGGUAUGAGCCAGUGGGUCUGGGGGUGACAUAUGAGGCAGAGGUCCAGUGUGAUGUGUUCCAGGGUCUGGAGUACAACUGGUCUCUGUAUAACUCUACAGGCCUGCCUGUACCUCUACCUUCUGUUCACACAGACAGACAGAGCAUCACCCUACCCAGCCACUUCCUACACUAUGGUAUCUACACCGCUAUAGCCAAGGUCCAGAUCGUGGGCAGUGUGGUGUACAGUAAUUACAGUGUAUGUGUGGAGGUGGUGCCCAGUCCUCUGGUCUCCUUCAUCCAUGGAGGCACCAACGUGUUCCUCAGCAGCAGAAACAGCAGCAUUAUCUCCCUAAACGGACAACUCUCCUAUGACCCCGACUACCCCAUGAACCACCUCAGCUAUAGCUGGACCUGUAAGCCAAUCAGUGCCAUCGACAGCUCCUGUUUCGACCAAUAUGUGCCCACCUCCUUCUCUGUGAUCGUGUUUCCAUUGGGGUUCCUGAAACGGGACUUUGACCAGUUCAGGUUCAUGCUCACGGUCCAGAGUGGAGACCGCUCAUCUACAGCUGACACCUUCAUCACGGUCACACCCAGCCUGCUCAGGAGAGUGUCAGUGUAUUGUUACCAGUGCCAGGGGGACGUAGUGAACUGGGACCAGUCGUUCUCAGUCAGAGCAGUGUGUGAUAGCUGUGGCCCCUCCCCCAGAACUAUCCGCUACACCUGGACUCUCUACCUGGUCGACUCCUCCAGUAAGGUGGACACAGACGUCCCCUUCUGCCACAGUGUGGAUCUGAGUAUUCCCUCCAACAUCAUUAGUGGCCCUACCGUUCCCCUGCCUCCAGCCCUGACUCUCACCCCUCCAUCAUCACCCCCGCACACACCCUCAACCACAGCCAGCGUGAUGUCCUCAUCCACAGAGAUAUCCUCUAAUAUGACAUCAAUCCCAGCCAGCUUGGUGACCGGUCUGAUGUCAUCAAACGUGACCAGCCAUACUGAGAUACAAACUACGACCCCCACAACUCCCGACCCAGUCCCCCUGCCUCCCUUCCCCCUCUCUUCUCCAUCACCUGGUGGUCGCCCCCGGAAACAGAGGUCACAGGGUUCAGUAGAACUUCAGAGAAUCAAUAGCGCAGCCAUUUCUCUCUUUACCAAACCACGGUGUUUUGGCCAACCCUUCACCAAACUCCUCCCCGAGCCCAUCUCUGCUCCAAUCAGCUUCACUCCUGAUACACCUGAGCCAGACUUGGGAGGGUUUGAACCCGGUGUGCCCCCUUACCUCAUCUCAGAGUACCCUGUAGUUACCUUAGAUGAUGGCAGCAUCCUUUACUCUGCCCCCCUUGGCCAGAGUGACAUCAUGGAGGAAUUCCCCAUCGAUCUCGAUUUUCCCAAUGACUACGACUUCCCUUUCCCCGUCCUGGAGAGUGGAGAUGUGAGUGGACGUCCUGUUGAGGGCUCCUUUCCUGGACAGUCAGUUAGUGGUGGAGUGUUAGGACCCUUCCCCGGAUCAGAUCCCUCCACAGCAGAGACAAGCUGGGACCCCAAUGGAACACUCGAACCAUCAGGCAAUCAGACAGGCACAUAUAACUUCACUGAUUAUAAUGUUCCCUUCCUGGGGAUAGAGGAGGGAGACCCGGGAGCGUCAGUGGGCAGACCAACAGGUGUGGGUGGUGGGAGCUUUGAGAGCUCAGAGGGUGACUCUGCUCCUGCUGUCCCAGGAUCAGCUGAGGAUGAGGGGAGUAACCUGAUGGACUCCAGCCCCUCCCUGGUGGUCCUUGACCCCACACUACUAGACCUGCCCAGAGAACUGUUAGAACAGGAGCUGUUUGAGUCCUACACAUACACAGGAAUCUCCUCUGCUCUCAUCACGUUCAGACCUUUCACUCUGCGAGCAGGAAGCAGAUACAUGUUGGAGGUCACAGCUAACUCCCACGAUGCAGUACUGGGGCGGACUCAGCUGUUCCUGUCCACUAGCCCCAGCCCCCAAGGGAUAACCUGUCAGGUGCAGCCUAGCAGUGGCUUCGAGAUACACACACACUUCAGCAUCUUCUGCACCUCUGGGAAAGAGGACCUGCUGUAUGAGUACAGUUUCAGUAAAGGAAACAGGCCUCCUCAGACCCUGUACCAAGGAAGAGACUUUCAGUACUUCUUCAACCUGCCAUCUGGAGACCCUCAGGAUGACUAUAAAGUCACUAUCUAUACAGAGGUCCGGAACAGGUUUGGAGCAGCAACUGCACCCUGUCCUGUAACCGUCACAGUCCACCCCAGCUUCAUCAGGAACACCUCCUCUAACUACAACCCUGAUAAGGAACUUUUUGAGUCAGGUUUGAGGAACCUGUCUGAUCUGGUCCAGUUGGGGAACAGUGUCGAGAUCCGUAACUACAUCAUCCUCCUGUCCAGCGUCCUCAACAGACUCAGCCAGGACCCCACAGCCAACACACACACUCAGACACACACACGCACCGCACUCAUCAAUGCUGUUUGUCAGCUCGACAUCAAUGACCAGCGGUCCAUGACAGACAACAUCUACAUGCUCAAAGACCUGAUGCACCUCACCCACCAGGUAUCGUUAGCCAGUGCCAGUGUGGUGGUGGGUCAUGUCCAGUCCAUCUCAGACCUGUUCCACCAGCCCAGUGUUCCUGUUCCCUACCUAUUGGACAGCUGGACCCUCAACACUCUGGUCACACUGCUGUCAUACAGCCUGCAGGCCACCCCCACUAUUAAUGAUGUCAGACAAGACCAGGCCACUGCUGAUGAUGUCAUACAUGCCACGCCUACACUCAAAGAACAGGCCAUACAACUCACGACUGACAGUCUGCAGACUACUGAUCAAUUACUACUGAAAUACAUCCUGUUCAAUAAAGUCGAACAGCACAACGUGACCACCAGUGUCAUGGACCUACAGACCACUCACCACGACCGUGGUCUAACCACAGUCAUCAGCUCUGGCUUGGCCACCUUCUACCUGCCUGACUCCCUAGACCUGGUCCUGUACGGUCGUAGGAGGAGAGAAACCGAAGAUGGAACACAGAGUCUCUGUGUCCUCAGCCAGCUGACCACGUUCACACACAACCUCUACUUCUGGACCAAGACACCUGUACUGCUGAGUGGGCCAGUGAUUGACCUGACUCUGUACAACUGCAGCACAAGGAGAGAGAUUCCAGUACGUUCACUCUCCCAACCAAUCAACAUCGAGUUCCCCAAAACACCUAGAAAUGUAAGUUCUUUAUCGGAGUUCACUCUCCUGCGUAGCCAGGUGAACUACCACGGUUUGAACAUUACCCAGCAGGCCUUGCAGGAGGCCAUACUGGUCAGUGUGGAAUUCACACGGCCCCCCAACAAGACCUUUCCCAUCAUGCUCCUCUUCAGGAUGUUUGAGAGGCCGACCCCCAGCUUGUAUCACAUCCACAGCAUCUAUCACUGGGACGGAAACACCACUUACAUCACCCUGCCUCCAUCAUACCUCACUGCUGCAGGGACAGGCUACCUGGCUCUACUCAACGCUGACUACAAAAAGACCCCCAGACACAAGUACAUGAGCAGACAAGUGAACUACACAUUGAGACUGGAGACCAGCCAGUGUCUGUCCUGGGACCACCAGGAGGGCUGGACACACACCAGCUGCACACCUCAACUAGGACUGACUUCACACACCAGGGUCAACUGCAGCUGUAGCCACUUGAGCCCAUUGACCAUGGUCCAGCAGCAGAUCCAGAGCAGCCAUGACGACUCAGCAGAUCUGGCCCAGUUCAUCAGUCUCCCCAGUGAUGUGACGGUGGUGUGUGUGUGUGUGGUGUGUGUGUGUCUGUAUGCUCUGGGCAUGGUAGUGUGUAAGAGAGCUGACCUCAUCUCAGAGAGGAACCAGGGAGUCUACUACCUGUCUGAUAACGCUCCUUCAGACACACACCUCUACUCUGUUACUAUACACACCGGCCUCCGCUCCUCACCCAGCAUGACCGCUAAGGUCCAUAUCGUGCUGUAUGGGGAGGAUGGGGUGUCACAGACCAGACAACUACAUGACCCAGAAUGCCUUCUGUUCAGAAGGAACUCCAGGAACACCUUUAUACUGAGUACUGUAGACAGUCUAGGCCCUCUGUGGGGGCUGCACCUGUGGCAUGAUAACACUGGCUCCUCCCCCACCUGGUACCUCAGACAGGUGGAGGUGUGUGAGGUGAAGGGCAAGGGGCGGAGCUGGCUGUUCCUAGGCCAGUGCUGGUUGGCUGUUGACGAGGGUGACAGACAGGUGGAGAGGAGACUCAGGGUCUGUGUUCAGGGGCCAGGAUUCACCAAGCUGCUGUAUCUGAAGCUGUCAGAGUACCUGUCAGACUUCCACCUGUGGUUGUCUGUGUACAGUGGUCCCUCCCCUAGUGUGUUCACUCACACGCAGCGCCUCAGUGUGUGUCUGCUGCUGCUGCUGGGGUACAUGUGUGUCAACACGUUACUCAUAUCUGGCCUCGAUGACCAAUACACCUCAGAGCUGGGCAUCAUCGACGUGUCUACCGUUUCCCUAAUGACGGGGUUGCUCAGCGCGCUGGCUGUGUUGCCCGUAGUGUCCGCGCUGUCCUUCCUGUUCCGUCAGCGUAAGGUCAGAGUAAAGAGGUCAGAGGUCAAACAGGACAUGGUCAGACUGCCAGACAUCUACUCUAUAGAAGCUGAUGCGCUGAUUGUGAGUGACUGUGUGUUUGACUCUCUCUCCUGGAACAAUCUGCAGCAGUGUGCACAGGAGGCAUGGAGGAAGAAAUAUGAGGUGACACACUCUUCCUUGCCAAAUAGGGAUCUGGUAACUCAAAGAGGAGAUCUGGUAAGGGAUCUGCUGACCCCGGAGAAAGUCUCCUCAGAUUGCAACUCCAGUGGUUUUGACAGCUUGCUUGGCAGGUUGCUAGGCAACAGUGUCCCAGACAACAACAGCAUUAGCAAGGAGAGGGAUCGUAACCUCAACGAUAGCUCCAAACUGCUAGGCAGCAACCAGGUGGGCAACAGUACCAUGAGAUGCUUAGGGGGCAGGCUCAGCCCUCUACCCCGCUGGAGUCACCUCCUAGCCUGGGUAUUGUGUUUGGCCCUGGGCCUCUCCUCUCUAGGGGUCACUAUCGUCUUGGGGAUCAGGUUCAGCAGCAGUAAGACUUUACUGUGGAUCCAUUCUGUCUUCUUCUCCCUGCUCUCCUGUGUCUUCCUCAUCCAGCCAGCCGUGAUCCUUGCCGUGGCUGUGGUGGUCUCCUUCUGGCGCAGGAAGCGUCCGGACUUCUCAAGUUUCUCAGGAGUUCCUGGGUUUCAGGCAGAAACUCUGAAACUCUGGACCCAAGAUGGCUCCUGUGUCCCAGAGCUCUUCCUGCUCAGCCCUCCUCAUCCGCCCCAGGAGAUAUGCUCUCACUUUGACAGGGUGCUGGCGGCCCGUCAGAGGGCUCGGUAUCUGCGUCUGGUACGCCCACCCACUUCUGGGGAGCUGAGGAGGACAGGGGGGAGGAAGAGGAAAGAAACACUCAUUCGCAAAACACUCAGGGAGAUGGCAGUGUGUGUCUCCAUGCUGUUCCUCCUACUGUGUGUAACCUAUGGCAGCUCCUUUAGAGACCAGUAUCACCUCAACCAUGCCAUCCGAACACAGUUCACCAGGAGCCCACAUAACCCCUUCCUGUCGAUCCAAACGCAUGAGGAGUGGUGGAACUGGACCUUAACCAGUGUACUGGAUGGUCUGGACUGGGACACCUGGUAUAACAACAUAUCAGCAACUGGGAAGGCAGGUGCUGUCCAGGGAACAUGUAUUCUGAUAGGAGAGCCCAUCUUGAGGAAGAUUGAUGUUUCCAACGUAUCCCAAUGCCAGGUGCCUCCUGUAAUGGCGACCUUGUUCCCAGAAUGCCUCCCGGAAAGAGUCUCUGGGAUGGCGUUACCCAUGGAGGUCGGACUUCGUCUCUGUGGUCAAAUCCAGUGUUACACAGGAACUGGGACCACAGUACGACUGGGUCUAACACGGUCAGAGUUUGUGUCCAGGCUAGAAUCCCUGAGGUCCGCUGGCUGGCUGGACAGACUAACGGUAGCCAUGGCAACCCAGUUCACCCUCUACAGCCCCCCCACCAACCUGUUCAACAGUGUGAACCUGAUGGCCGAGAGAUUACCUGGUGGGGCUUUGCACACCUCCGCCCGUGUCCAGUCAGCUAGGGUCUACCAUUCACCUACUGUAUGGGACUACUUCAGUAUGGCAUGUCAGCUCCUUUUCCUCCUCGUCUCUCUGGUCCAGCUCGUCCUCCAGAUCUGUUCUGCUGGAGAGAAAGGCAUGCUGGGAUACUUGAGAGACCCCCAGAGUUGGCUCCAGGCCAGUAUACUCCUGGUAACCCUGGUGUACUACAUCUACUACAUCUAUCAGUCCAUUCUGACUCUGGAGGUCGUUGACCUGCUGCAGCGACACGACUUCAGGAUGCAUGUGGAUGUCAGCUUACUGUCUACCUGGGAACAGCACACCCAUACACUGCGUGGCAUACUGCUCUUCCUCCUGGUGGUGCGGUGUAUGUGUUUGUCGGGGGUUAACAGAACAAUGGCUGCCUCAGUGACUCUACUCAGACUCGCCUUCUCCAGACUUCUCCGGCCAAUGCUGUCAGGAGUUGUUCUGUUGGUGGCUCUGUCCUCUGUGGGAAACCUGCUGCUCCUGAGGAGGUCUUGGGGGUCCAGCUCCCUGCCCCACUCCGUCUUCACACUCCUGUCACUCUCCAGGGGCCAAAUGGGCUCCCGGGCCCCCUCCCUGCCCGUGGCCUCUCAGCCCCACCAGCUCCACAGCCCCAACAGCCUGUCUUUGUCUUUCUACCAUGGAGCUCUCUGUCUCACCCUCACUGUGGCCUGGACAGCAGUGUUGACUGGAAUCGUCUCCUCGUUAGUGAGAGCUGCUAAACUAGCUGGUAGGAGGAGGAGCCUACUGACUCUCUGUGACGUGGUUGGCUACGUCAGGGGUCGGGCAGCUGUGCUCAUUGGCCAACGCAGACAGAGAUGGACAGAUAGCCAUGCCCACAGGAGAAGUUUUUACCUGGAGGAAUUUGAGAGCCUGGUGGAUGAGCUGCAGUUUAGACUAAAUGCCUUCUCUAACAGUCUGCACCACACCCUACAACCUAAAGAUAUCUUCUCCCCCACCCAGAGCCCCUCCAGCCUGGCCUCACAGCGCUCUGCUGCCAGUGAAACAGCACACGUGACUGAAGAAACACUUCUCAAUGAUCCCCCUGACAUCACCAACCUCCCACUGACCUCCAGGGAACACUCACCUGACGCACACCACUACAGGUCUCAGCUUGAGUUGGAGACCCUCCACCAUCUGCAGCAGUCAGGCCAGAGGAGGCAGACCCCAGCCCCAGCUGGGGGACUCUCAAGUAGGGUUGGGCCAUCCGUCAGUCCCCUGCAUAGUGGAGCACCAGGGUGGAUCUCCCGAGAGCACCCAUCAGACAGAAACCUCCAGAUCUCCACCUCCAUAGGGGGGCCAAGCUACCUCUCCUCCCCAGAUUUGGUGCACCUAGCUGAGGCUCGGACAUGGGACAACAUGCCUCAGAUCCAGAGCCUAACAGGCUGGAUAGAUAAUCAGCUGGUUAAGACUGUGGUUCUGGAGAAUCAGAUCAGCCACUGGACCACUGUCGGUCGGUCUGGUAAGAAGAGCCACAGAAGUCCCAGAAACACCCAAUGGGCUACAGUAGAGGGGCCCAGCUCCAGAUAUACCACUGCUUCUGGGGUGAUGGAGGGCCAUGGAGGGCCACACAGGGCUGUGGUGGAGGUUAUGGUCCAUGGGAGCCCGGGAGCCCGGGAGACUGAGCCAGAAGAGGAGGGAUUCCUAGGGACAGUCAGACAGUGCUGGGGUUGACACUGUAUGUCGAGUCUAAUGAAUGAAAUAAUGAAUUAUCUUCAUCAAUAUGCUAUUCAAGAGGGAUAUUAUGAAAAAAAUAUGUUUAAAUACUCUGUGUGGAGGGGAUAAGGCUUAAUUACAAGUAUUCAGUAGGCCACUGUUUGUGUCACCAUGUCUAUUUUCAAAAACAUUAAAUAAACAAGGUGCACUGGUUGUAAAACAAAUAAAUAAAUGGUGUGUAAAAUACUUUCUCAAAUAAAUGGUGUGCAGGAUAGGGUGAGGGGAGUGCACACUGUUUCUUGAAAUAAUGAACAUUACAACAUGGCUCACUGACUAACUAAUAUGUUUACAGGACAGUUGCAUUGUUGCAGCA